GGAAGCAGAAAAAGGACAACCGGCAACUGUCACCACACUUCCUUUUCAUCUCGCUCUUGGGACAUUACUGACUAGCAGCUGCACAGAAGACUGUGGCAGAGGAGGAGCUUUUGGCCACCGUCUAAUAACACCAAGGAUUUAGCAGCGGCUACCAUGGGUUCUAUGAAUUCCCGAGGUCACCAGGCAGAAGCCCAGGUGCUGCUGAUGGGCCUUGACUCAGCUGGCAAGACUACGCUCCUGUACAAACUGAAGGGCCACCCACCGGUGGAGACCCUGCCCACCAUUGGCUUCAAUGUGGAGUCUCUCGGCGCCCCUAGGCAUGCAUCUUUGACUUUCUGGGAUGUUGGCGGGCAGACUCAGCUCAGGGCCAGCUGGAAGGACUACCUGGAAGGCAUGGACAUCCUCGUGUAUGUCCUGGAUAGCACAGACAAAGUGCGCUUGUCCGAGGCCGUGGCUGAACUCACGGAAGUCCUGGACCAUCCCAACAUGGCCAGCGUCCCUUUCUUGGUGCUGGCCAACAAGCAGGAGGCGCCUGACGCUCUCCCGCUGUCUGAAAUCAGGGACAGGCUGGGCCUGGAGAGGUUCCCGGGCCGCUUCUGGGAGCUCCAGGCCUGCAGUGCCCUCACUGGCGCGGGGCUGCCCGAGGCCUUGCGGUGCCUCAGGGGCCUCCUGAAAUCCCGCAGCCGCUGUGUCUCCAGGUGAGCACAGUGCAGCAGCCAGCGCAGAGAGCAAGCAGUCUUGACGCCGGCAGAGCAGCUUAUCUUUGCUCAUACAAACCGGAAGAAGCCGCUGGUGCUUGAGAAUCUGAAGUCCGGUUUAUCAAACAAGAAAUCCUGUGCUUGGACAGGGUGUUUUUUUCUUGGGACUUAUCGUCACUGGUGUGUAUGUUGAAAAUCAACUGGUUCUUUGAAUAAUGAUACACUAAAGGGAAAAAACAUACCUCAACACACUUCAUAACUCGUUGCCACGUGUAAACUGAGCAAUUGUAAUAAUAAAGAAACAAGUAAUAAUAGUACAUACUAAUUAAGACCUAAAUUCACAGAUGGAAAGGGGUUUUAAAACCAAAUCAGCAUAUCAUCUGGACAUGGUUGUGAUCUUAUGAGUGAUUUUCCCUGGUAGUCCCAGGGUAUAUGCCCUGGUCCCUCUGAGAGCAAGCAGCCAAUGUGAGCAGAAUGGAGUGGGAGAGUCUGCUUCCAUGGAAUCUGGGGUUUAGAAGGUCCCUGGAGCUCAGCCCUGGGUAAGGGGCAGCGAGUUCCCACCUUCCCAAACCGAUCCUCUUCAGUCAUCUUGUGUUGGUCUUUUUCCAAAACCUCUUAUUUUUCCCCCCUUAUUUUUCUCCUUCUUGUAGUACAUAUCUUUCCUUAAAUAUCAGAUUAAUCAAUGAUUUCAUUCAUUUAUGCAUUGAUUUAAUAAAAAAUAUGCAGAGCA
Rhinolophus ferrumequinum (greater horseshoe bat) is the source of this 1428-nucleotide messenger RNA. It is a transcript of the gene ARL11, whose product is annotated as ADP ribosylation factor like GTPase 11. The transcript is spliced from 2 exons. The record is from RefSeq and is a predicted model, not a curated record. Gene Ontology annotation, biological process: vesicle-mediated transport; intracellular protein transport. Gene Ontology annotation, molecular function: GTPase activity; GTP binding. Gene Ontology annotation, cellular component: cytoplasm. Lineage: Eukaryota; Metazoa; Chordata; Mammalia; Chiroptera; Rhinolophidae. Bases 154 to 702 code for a protein of 182 amino acids.